Messenger RNA from Aspergillus homomorphus CBS 101889, 975 nucleotides. RefSeq lists its product as uncharacterized. NCBI's taxonomy places the organism in Eukaryota, Fungi, Ascomycota, Eurotiomycetes, Eurotiales, Aspergillaceae. Bases 1 to 975 code for a protein of 324 amino acids. The transcript is spliced from 4 exons. The record is from RefSeq and is a predicted model, not a curated record.
AUGAGUUCCUUUCUGGACAGACCAGCAGGGUCUCCUCCUUCAGGACAAAUCUCGAAUCUCGAUGACCCGCCAAACCUGCUUUUAGUGGGACGUGCGAUACUUCUGCUGACUUGGUUUCUGUCCUCUAUUCCCGUUUUCAUUCGCCUGUACACGAAGAUCUUUAUCGUUCGCGAAUUCAGAUUCUCCGACUGUAUGUAUCUCGGACUCGGCAUGGGCUACCUAGCGACGGGCUGGCUGAUCAACGAAGCUGCACCAGGCGUAGACCAGUGGAACCUGCGCCUACGAGAUUUCAUCAGGAUGCUUUACCGCGACCUAUUCUUCUGGAGCUGCCACAGCCUGGUUUGGCUGAACUUCAUCUUCUAUACGAUCUGCACCUUCCUAGAAAUUUUCGCCUGUCGCCCUCUCUCAAAAGCCUGGGAUGUGCUAAAUACCGACGGAUCCUGCCUCGUGAACACCCGACUCAUCAACAUCAUCUCGAGCGCCUUCAACUCGGUCUCAGACCUGAUGCUUCUCCUCCUACCACAGACGCGCAUUUGGCGACUACACGUCAAGCUCCGCAAGCGGGUUUUCGUGUCCGCGGUCUUCCUGUUCGGUGUUCUGGCCACUACCUCAUCGAUCAUAAGGCUGGUUUAUACCGUCUUACUAUACACCACAACCAAUAAUCUGUCGUACUAUAGUUGGAUGGCAGGUGUCUGGACCCUCCCGGAGAUCGCAUGCGGGAUCAUCGCAGGCUGCCUUCCUUCACUAGCGAGAUUCUUCCGUCAUCUCGCUCGGAGUACUUUCUUGGCCGAAUUGAGGAGCUUUCCAUAUAACCUGAUCCGAUACUCAUCGCAUCCAAGUCGAAGACGCCCGGACGGGGACGGUGAGGAAACUACAGCGCAAGUAAACAAGACUCGGGGCGUGCCGGAUCGAUUCCUGCUUGCUUCUUUUGCGAGUGCACGCGCAGCCGCUUGUCCCGCGACCCAAGCCGGUUGA